GUGAGUUUUGCUCCUUGGUGUGCAGCUGCACCCCGCUCGGUAUGUAACUAUAGGUAAAUAUUUUGCAUACGCUGAAUAAAUAAACCCCAAAUUUUUCAAACGAUGGAGAUUCCCCGUAUCGUGACGGCAACACUGUCGGGGAAUCCCAAUAGCGGCUAUGUAUAACGUGUCCACGCAAUUAUCGCAUUAUAAUCUUAGGUUUCGUGUGUGUCGUUACGUUUGUAGUGAUUGUCGCCUACGCGCUUAUAAAAAUGAGUGAACCACCGAAAUUUCGAAAUGAAAAUAAGCUAACAGACGAAGAACUAUUGGCGAUAUUAGAAACGGAUAUUUACGACCAUUAUUUUAAUGAUUCGAUACUAGAAAAUGGUUCAAGUGAUAUCGAAGAGACUGAUAUAGUGACUGAAACUAAUGAGAUAUAUGAUGUUUUGCAAGUUAGUGAUAGUGAGAAUGAUUUGGCAGAUUCUUCAGGUGUAGUUGGCCAAUCAAUAACUUAUACAGAAAAUCCAAGUUAUACUUCUAAAGAUGGUAGUGUGUGGGCAAAAGUUCCACUUACUGCGAGGACAAAGAGAAGAAAAUGUAAUAUACAAACUGGUCCAACAGGCAAAGAAGGAAACAAACCAGAGAAAGGUCAAGGUCAAAGGGUAGUGUUAGACCUGGUAAACCAUUUAUCUACAGGAUAUGGGAUAACUACUGAUAACUUUUUACCAGUAUUGAGUUGGCCAAUAAGCUCUUAGAUAAAAACAUUACCUUGUGUGGAACACUGCGUAAAAAUAAACCUUAUAUUCCAAAAGAACUACUUCCAGCAAAAUACAAGAAUGAUUUUUCAAGCAUGUUUGCUUUUAUGGAAAAUAAAACAUUAGUUUCUUACGUACCAAAGAAAAAUGCGGCAGUUAUCCUUUUAUCAACAGAACAUAACGAUGACAGAAUAAGUGGAGAGGAAUGUGACUAUAAACCGGACAUCAUUUUAC
Messenger RNA from Acanthoscelides obtectus, 968 nucleotides. The record is from the annotation of a GenBank genome assembly. Lineage: Eukaryota; Metazoa; Arthropoda; Insecta; Coleoptera; Chrysomelidae.